CCUCCUCUGCUUUUCUGACGUGGAAAGUCAUAUCCAUUGGCCCAUACUGCACGUAACUUGUGGUGCACAUUCAAUCUCACCGCAAACAUAAACUUCCUUAUAUACUACUUGGAUAGUGUAUUGGUGUCCAUUUCAAUCUUGGAUCAAGUCAAGUUUGGCGACAUUAAUUCUUCAAUUCACUCAUGGAGGUUUGCUUUCUCUCUUCAAAUUCCUUUGCCAAAACCACAGAAGCCUUCCCUCUGAUCCCAGCAAAAUUCCCCUCCACAAGAACACGGCCGUUCUCCCAUCUCCAUUUCAAGAAAUCUUCAACCCCGCUGUCUCUAAAAUGUUGUUUAGGAGAUUCGGCAAAAGAUGAGGAGAGAGCAAGUGUGGUCGAUGGUGAUUGGCGAGGUUUUCGUGCGAGAUUAGUGGCCGGAGAAGGCGUACUGAGGUCCGAUCAAAAAGAUCAGGCGCCGAUCAUCACCAUCGGCGAGAAAUGGGCACACAAGAUCCACGAACCGGAAAAAGGGUGCUUGCUGGUAGCGACGGAGAAGCUGGACGGGGUCCACAUCUUCGAACGAACCGUGAUUCUGUUACUGUCGGUGGGGGCAGUAGGCCCCAUCACAGGGAUCAUCCUCAACCGCCCCUCCCUCAUGUCAAUCAAGGAGAUGAGGUCAUCGGCGUUGGACGUCGCCGGCACGUUCUCCAACCGCCCCUUGUUCUUCGGGGGGCCGUUGGAAGAAGGGGUGUUCUUGGUGGAGGAGGAGGGGGAAGAUAACAAUGGGGUUGGGAAGAGUGGGGUUUUGGAUGAAGUGAUGAAAGGAUUGUACUAUGGGACUAAAGAGACUGUGGGGUGUGCUGCAGAAAUGGUGAAGAGGGAAGUUGUUGGGGUGGAUAGUUUUAGGUUCUUUGAUGGGUAUUGUGCAUGGGAGAGAGAACAGUUAAGAGAUGAGAUUCGAGCUGGUUAUUGGACAAUUGCAGCUUGUAGCCCAGCGGUCAUUGGGCUAUCUAAUAUAGGAAGUGUUGGUCUUUGGAAGACCAUUGUUGGGCUUAUAGGCCGGAGAAAAGUUUGGUAAAAUCUGGGAAAUUUGAAGACCUUAAUCUCAUCGUGUUAUAUAUAAUAUACGAAAAGGGAAGCUAUUAAGCUAAGUUCUUUGUAAAUGACUCCAUUAUGGAGAAUUGCAAUUCUCAUGUUUCAAUUCUGGUUGUAAUGUAGAUGUUACAUGUACAUUGUACCUCCGCUUUUAUCUCAUUUAUAGAAACUAAUGAGGCCUUGC
Messenger RNA from Ipomoea nil (Japanese morning glory), 1256 nucleotides. Its product is annotated as UPF0301 protein Cpha266_0885. Lineage: Eukaryota; Viridiplantae; Streptophyta; Magnoliopsida; Solanales; Convolvulaceae. Bases 183 to 1055 code for a protein of 290 amino acids. The transcript has 2 exons. The record is from RefSeq and is a predicted model, not a curated record.